AUGCCCAGGUCCACCAGAACGACGGGUGGAAGACAUCCUGAAUCUAAUCGAGAAUAUGACACGCAGUCAUUAACUGCGAGUGUAACCGAAUACCCCAUUGAAAAUGGCAGAACAUACCACAGAUACCAUGAAGGCUCAUAUGUAUACCCUAAUGAUGAGCGGGAACUAGAUCGUCUGGACAUGCAGCAUCACAUUUGUAAAAUGUUAAUGGGAGAGCGCUUAUUCUUUGCUCCCUUAAUAAACCCCCAGCUUAUUCUGGACAUCGGUACUGGUUCUGGGAUAUGGCCUAUAGAGAUUGCGCCCCUCUUCCCACAUGCCCAAAUCACAGGGACUGAUCUUUCUCCUUGCCAACCAAAUGAGGUUCCCGAGAAUGUCCACUUCAUUGUCGACGAUAUAACAGAAGACGAGUGGCUAUGGGACCGCAAUUCCAUCGACUUCAUUCACACAGGACACCUUUCAGGGGCGUUGCCCUCAUACAAAGACCUUAUACGGAAGAUGUACAGCCACCUCAAGCCUGGCGGUUGGGCUGAGAUUCACGAAUUUGAUACAAUGGUGAAGUCUGACGACGGAACAUUGCCACCACUAGACGAGUCCAACUUCAGCACAUACCCAUUCCAAGACUGGCUUGAUCUGCAAAUACAAUCAGGCCACGCGACCAACCCUCCGAGGCAAUUCCGAGUAGCGCACCGUCUUGGCCGUGGAAUGAGAGAACUCGGCUUCGUUGAUGUCCAAGAACGCAUUUUCAAAGCGCCUGUGAAUCCAUGGCAUCCCGAUCCGCACCUACGUAGCGUUGGCCAGUGGAUGGAGACGAAUGUCUUAGAAGCUUUGUCGGGGUGGUCAUAUAAACCUUUGCUUAUAUUGGGGUGGUCCAAGCCGGAGAUUGAAGUCUUCUUGGUUAAUGUUCGACGGAGCAUCCAGAACCGUAAUGUCCAUGCUUAUUUUAAUUUUCAUGUCAUAAUAGGAAGGAAACCACAUCCUGGGGAACGAGUAAGAUGA
Messenger RNA from Aspergillus puulaauensis, 996 nucleotides. Its product is annotated as class I SAM-dependent methyltransferase. The record is from RefSeq and is a predicted model, not a curated record. The transcript is spliced from 5 exons. The coding region runs from base 1 to 996 and encodes 331 amino acids. Lineage: Eukaryota; Fungi; Ascomycota; Eurotiomycetes; Eurotiales; Aspergillaceae. Gene Ontology annotation, molecular function: methyltransferase activity.